AUGAGUGAUCUCUUCGAAGAAGAGCUUAAAAGGAAUGAAAAAGUCCGAACAGUGAUGCUCGCGCCUCUGCGCGGAAUUUCCAUCCUCGCGUAUACAUAUUCCGGCAUUAUACUUAUCGUAGUUGUGACGUACCUGAUGCCAUCGUUCGUCAUUAUCAUCCGCGGCAUGUUUCAUUUAUAUUUAUCUACAAACUAUACUCUACCAUAUAGCAGAGGAUACGGAUACUUUUGGACUGUUCCCAACAAUUUCCUACGGCAUUUUCAUCUACUUUUCGAAUGGUGGGCGAUAAUAACGCACGGUGUCACCAAUGCCAGUAUAGAUUGUGCUUUCGGUUUUUAUAUCUACCUGCUGGCCUCGACGAUGCGUGCCAUGACCUUCAGACUCACGAAUCCAUUAGCUACUGAGAAGUACUCCGACGUGCUGAGGAUAUGUGUGGCGAAGCACCAGAAGCUAAUUCAAUACCGCGACACGCUGAAGCGAAUUUAUAGCGUGAUAAUCCUCUGGCACAUCGUCACCAACGCCGUACUCCUUUGUGCGCUGAUAUACGAGGCGUUGCAACUUUCAGACAUCACCAUCCGUAUAAUAUUUAAUAUUAUAUCAUACGCUGUGGUAAAAUUCCUCCAAACGUUUACAUAUGCCUGGUAUGGUACUGUCAUCACAAAUGCCGACGAAAAUUUUCGAAAUGGGAUAUACUUUAGUGAGUGGCCUAAUUUUGGUCUCAAUCGUCACAUGAGAACAAACAUUCUUUUAAUAAUGAUGCAAAAGCCGAUGAUUAUUAAAGUGUUUUCCGUCUCUGUCGAUGUUCUCAUAUUCACCAAUUUUGUGAAUACUACAAUGUCCUAUUUUUUUUAUUGAAAUCUAUCGACGACAAAAGUGCAUGAAGAUAUCAUCUCUCACAAUUCGUUUUCUAUUAGUAAACUUGUAAUAUUAUUGUAAUAUUAAGGAAAUAUACAGUUGAGGAAAUGCAGUCAAAACAUAAGUGAUAUCUUUUAUUAUAUUAAAAAUAUUGUUACACAUUCACUUUCAUAGAAUAACACUGGUAUUAUCUAGACUUAGAAAUAAAAAAUUAUUAGCAUGAAAAUUUGUAU
This is a messenger RNA of Pogonomyrmex barbatus (red harvester ant), 1088 nucleotides long. RefSeq names its product odorant receptor Or2-like. Gene Ontology annotation, biological process: detection of chemical stimulus involved in sensory perception of smell; sensory perception of smell. Lineage: Eukaryota; Metazoa; Arthropoda; Insecta; Hymenoptera; Formicidae. Gene Ontology annotation, cellular component: plasma membrane. Gene Ontology annotation, molecular function: odorant binding; olfactory receptor activity. The record is from RefSeq and is a predicted model, not a curated record.